Molecule: messenger RNA, 1560 nt
Organism: Lolium rigidum
Lineage: Eukaryota; Viridiplantae; Streptophyta; Magnoliopsida; Poales; Poaceae
Exons: 6
Coding region: 57-1142 (361 amino acids)
Source: RefSeq, a predicted model, not a curated record
CCAAACCGUUCCGGAGCUCCGAGAUUGAUGUCGAAACCAGGAAUGUAUCGAACAAAAUGCAGCAGCCUUGGAGGAGUCAUAAUUCAGUUCCAGGUUCACUGCAGGCCACCAUGUCAGGAAGUAGACAUCCAACUGCCCCAGUGGAACAAGUUCUGGAAAUUCCUCCUGAGUUCGAUCCAGAUUCUGCUGAAUUUGUCUCUGAGAUUAGUGAUUACGCAACAGAAUUCAAAAGGGGAGAUGUUGUGGAAAUUCCUCUCGAGUUUGAUCCCGAUGCUACGGAGCUAGUUUCAGACAAAAGGCACAAUGUGACGAAAUUGCCAUGGGAGGGAAUGGAAAUCCCUCUCGAGUUUGAUCCAGACUCUCCUGAGCUGGUUUCUGACAUCACUGAGUACACAUCAAAACUGAAACAGUCACAUGAACGUGCUCGAAAGCUACGGGCAGAUUUGGCUGUUGAAGAGCAGCGUGAACAAGAACUGAGUCGAGUGCUGAAGGGCAUAGUGACUGUUCCAAGUUUGUCUGAAACACAUAAAAGGCGACCAAAAAGAAAGAGUAGUAUAGAGCGACUGAGAGUGUCAAGGCAUUUGGCUGAAGAGGCAAUGAGUUACUUCGAGGAAUGUGUUUCAAUUUCAACAUUAGAUAGCACUGAUUUCUCCUCACUUGAGGAACCUCAUCAAAAUUCAGUUGGCACUGUCCCGCGAAAGACCAACAGUAGAUUUCUCCUGAAAGGGGGGUCCAGCCCAACUGAUGGACACAGUUAUUAUGAGGAAUCUGAUGGCCAAACCCAGUGCUCAAUGAGCAUAACUGGAUCUGAUGUAUCUGACAGUGUUAUCUUUAGUCAUGCCAAGUCCCCCAGUUUGGGCCCUAGAAACAGUUCUAGUGAUGAUUUCGAUUGCUUUGACUCACCACGAAGCAGAAGUUCUUGUUUCUCUUUCACUCAUGAGCCAGUGAAAGCUGUUGACAGCUGUGAUGUUCAUCAAUAUCUAAGGAGUUUCAGCGGAGUAAUAAGUAAAGAGAGGUCAAAUUAUUGUGCUGAUGACUAUGCUAUCCAGAAAUUGAGUGAGACCAUACUAACGGACGUGGUGGCCUUUAAGAAUCGAAUAGAAUAUGGAGGCCUUGCUCUUUGUAAUGUCAGAACAUUCUGAGAGUUAAUGGAGCAAACAGUGCCAGAUGGUAAAAGGACUAAUGUAACUAUCACAGUGUAAUUAUGUACAGUAAGUAUAGGAGUAGCUUUUUUGACUGAAAAGAAAGGUUUAUUGCUUCUGGCCUCUUCACCCAGAUAGUGUGAAGAUGUAUUUCUAAAUCAAAUUGUCUCCUGGUUGAUUAUAAUUAUAUUUUGGGGUGAUGUUGUGAUAUGAUCAUGAUGCUUCUGUAGACUAACGUGCAGAAUACUUUGUUUACUUAGGUGGUCAAAGUCAAAACCUAGAUGCGGAUCUCCUUCUGGCCAUCUUCAUAAAACCUGUAGGUUUGACUCCCCACCUUCUUAAUUUGUAUCUCGUUUAGUAUGAUCAUCAUAGGUAACUGUUAUCUUGCCAACCAAACAAAAAAUAUAUGUAAUUGUAA